CCGGUUGAACCCAACCCAGUUACCUGAGAGCCUGAGCUGCCUCCCGGGAUCCGCCGCCGCCGCCGCCGUCGAUGGCGGACCUAGUGGAGCUCACGGACGACGUCCUGGCGGAGAUCCUCCUCCGCGUGUCUUCGAUGCAGGACCUCGCGCGCGCCUCCGCGGCGUGCGCCUCCUUCCGCCGGGUCGCCUCCUCCCCGAGCUUCCUCCGCCGCUUCCGCCCCCUCCACGUGCCGCCCCGGCUUGGCGUCUUCUGCUGCCACCCUGCCGGUCGCGGCGGCACCGCUGUAUCCCAGUUCCACGCAGCCCUGCCGCCUCAUCCCUCGGCGCCCCUCGCCCGCGCGGUCGCCCGUUCAGCCGACUUCUCCUUCUCCUUCCUCCCGCCGCCCGCCGCCGACUGGCUCGUUCGCGACUGCCGUGACGGACGCUUCCUCCUGGACCGCGCGCGGGACGGCUCCACCGCCUUCACCGAGGUUUCCAUCUGUGACCCCCUGUUCCGGAGGUACCGUCUGCUACCGCCCAUCCCCGACGACCUCGCCGCCUCCGUGGAAAAUCCCUACGUCCAGUGCGGCGGCGAUGGCGACUUGCAAUCACGCAGUAGCGAGAUCUUCCUGGCUUCUCGUAGUGAUGACAGUGCCAGUGAGGAGGACCCGGCAUUCACCGUGAUCUGGAUGGCGUGCUGUCGAGGUAAGCUGGUCUCAUUCUUCUACUCGUCAGAGUCACAGCAAUGGCGUGUGCUUUCACCUCCAGAACACUACGCUUUGAGCACCAGAAGAGUAAUGGGCGUUCGACUAGGACAGCGCAACCAUGCUCAUGGUUGCUUCUACUGGAUGGUAGCUCUCACACAUAGGUGGCUUGUGUUGGACACCCGCAAAAUGGAGUUCUCCAUAGUAGACAUCUCGCCUGUACUGUCAGGCCGUGCAAUGAUGUUCAGUAAUCAGAUUAUUACUCUGGAGUCAAGUGAUGGCAGGACUACUGUUGUGGUCUCUGAUGUGUUCCGGCCAGAUAAAAGAUGUGUGCUGUACUUUUAUGCAUUCAUGUAUUUUAGCGACCGGUGGCAGCUUCUGAACAGAGUCACCUUGCCUGAGGAAUGGGGAUAUCGAUUUAGAGGCAUCAUAGGUGCAGCUGAGGGAUACUUAUUUAUAAAACUAGAUCACCCUAAGGAGAACCUGAAUGACCAGAGUGAGCAACAUAUUGAAUACCAUUCGCUUGAUGUCAAGACCAUGCAGCUUGGGAGUUUCUGUCGGACUACUCUUCUCACUGUCACCGAAGCCUACCUAUAUUGUGGUUUCCCCCCAUCACUAUCGCUGCCUUCUAUAUGAAUUGGUUACUGUUGAUAGAGGAAUUUCAAUGACAGAGGCAUGUUUAUGGUCUUCUCUGUCUGGACUUGAAGGGAAAAAGGUGGGCAAAUGAAGUUGGCAGACCAAGAUUACUUUGAUUGGCAGACCAACGAUGCUGUUAGAAGAGAUACCGAAACAAUAUAGGACAUGCUGUUCCUUCAGAAAUGCAGGUCUGCUAUCGAUCCAUGUGAUUAAAUUCACUAUCUUGACUGGGGGCUCUACUACAGAAACUAUUAGGUUGAUAUCAGACUAUAUAGUGGCGAAGGUUGAUAUGAUGAACCAGUAAAGCUAACUGAGCUGAACUUGAUCGGGAGAUGUUAUUCCUCUGUUUGCCGUUACAAGAUGUUUAGUUUGUGUCUUUGCUGCAUAUGUUUCCUUUUGUCCCUAGAAACAACCUAUUGUUGUAGCAAUAGGAUAGUUCCUCGAAAACAUGUUCAAGCUUUUGCUUUCAUGAUGUGCUUCUACUGUUUUGUUUAUUAUCUAUCGGUUCAUUUUUACAAGUUA
Molecule: messenger RNA, 1841 nt
Organism: Setaria italica (foxtail millet)
Lineage: Eukaryota; Viridiplantae; Streptophyta; Magnoliopsida; Poales; Poaceae
Exons: 2
Coding region: 72-1319 (415 amino acids)
Molecular function (GO): protein binding
Source: RefSeq, a predicted model, not a curated record